AGAGGCACAGCUUCCUAGAAGAUUGUUUACCCUGCAAGAGAAACGCCGUCUGCCACUCCUGCAGUAGUAUCAAAAGGCGCAAUGAGUUCAGUAAAAAAUCUUGUUACGUUCCCAGCGCUAAGUGAAGUCACAGAUGCAGCGGUCCGGUCUCCGAUGGAGCGAGAUACACAAAAGGCAAGUGAUGGCGACGAAUCACACGGGAACGGCAUCGAAGCAUUCAAUCUGCUGAAGACUCUCGGUAAGGGCAGUUACGGCACUGUAUAUCUCGCUGAGAAGAAGAAGGACAAGGACCAAGUGUACGCUAUCAAGGUGCUACAGAAGCAUACGGCUAUCCAGAAGAACAAUGUAAGGAGAACCAUCAGUGAGAAGAAAGUUCUGGCUAUUGCGGGUCGCCAUAUGUUUUGUGCGAAAAUGUUUGAGUGUUUUCAAACUGCCAGCAGGCUUUUCUUCGUUAUGGAGUAUAUCGGCGGCGGAGAUCUAUGGUUUCACUUGGAAAAAGAAAGAAGUCGCCGUUUUGGUGAGUCCACAACUCGCUUCUACUCCGCUCAGAUAGCGUGCGCCCUACUUCAUCUGCACCGUUCAGGAAUCAUUUACCGCGAUCUGAAACUUGAAAACGUCAUGCUGAGCAGUGAUGGACAUAUCAAAAUAACAGACUUCGGUGCGAGCAAAGUAACCCAAGGAGCCACAACAUCAACAUUCGUCGGCACGACUGAUUAUAUGGCCCCGGAAAUGGUCAGAAGGACAGCUUACAACGCGUCUGUUGACUGGUGGGCUCUUGGCGUUCUGAUGUUUGAGAUGAUGUUUGGCUGUGUGCCCUUUAGAGGCGCAACAAAAAAGGUGAUAUUCCGAAACAUUAAAGCCCAGCCGGUGAUAUUCCCAGACACCAACUGCAGUAAACAUUGCGAAAGCGUGUUGCUGAGUUUGAUGCACAAACCUGUUAAGCAGCGUCUGGGAUGCACGGCUGGGUCGCAGGUACAAACGCAUCCGUUUUUCGAGUCAAUACGGUGGGAGGCGCUAGAAAGGGGCGACAUCAAUCCGCCCUUUAUCCCACCGUUUGACUCGAAGACGGACACAUCAAACUUUGACACGGAAUUUACGGACGAGGUCGCCGUUCUCGAGCCCAUUGACGAAGAGAUUGUGGCCCGGAUCGACCAGUCUAAAUUCAGAGACUUUGACUUAACAGAUUAGGAUUGCAUUCAGUGGAGCCAAAUUAGGUUAGCCGACACACGGUUUCGUUACUUAACAGCUCCAGUUGCUGUUCAAACUGUGCUCUUUACCGCCUUACCUCGGAAAAUCUCCGCCGCAUGUGUUUGCUAAAUUCAUUGACUUAGAAAUAUUUGCUGUGUGCAACAGGCUUCCAGGGUGCGAUUGGUGGAAAGUUUGCCAUUUUAGCGUGGCCACUUCUUAAUCUGUUGCUGAUGUGGUUGUUGUCGUCGUCGUCGUCGUCGACGUUGGUUUUGUUGUUGGUUUUGUUGUCGUUGUUGUUGGUUUUGUUGUCGUUGUUGUUUUUAUCGUUUUUGAAGUAUUUAUUCUUAAUGGUGUUAUUCGAAGCUGUGUAUAUUCGUACUCGUGACCCUGUGCUAUGUAAACAGAAAGAAAGCGUUGUAUCACUCACACUCUUCAAGUAAUACACACGCACCAUUACAUUCAUUCACACAGUAUCCAUUCAUCUGCCACUACCUUUCUCACAUACACUAUAUUCACACAUUGCAAAGAUGCAAACUUCGCUUUUUGUACUUGCUGGCUGCUGUAUUUUUACCUGAAACCAUAUAAGCUUCAUGUAUAUAAGUGUGUGUUUUAGUUAUUACAUUUUAUGUGACGGCGUUCCACUGAUGACAGUCACAAGAAAACGUUAUGGAACUUAACUUUCUUCAUUUUUUGCUGUUGUUAUGAAUGCACAAGUUAUCUUAUUUAUUGCCAUAUUUAAUAUCAUUGCUUUUUUAUCACUUUGUGCCGUGAUGUGAUUGCCAUGCCUACAGGAUGCCUAAUCGCCAUUGGGGAUAUACACCCGGUUUUUUCCCUCACAACUGCGUCCGUCGGCGCGAGGGUUUUUUCCCGGCUGGCUCGGUCCAGGGAAAUUAAUCUGACGGUCCCAAGUGGU
Sycon ciliatum is the source of this 2101-nucleotide messenger RNA. RefSeq names its product calcium-independent protein kinase C-like. Gene Ontology annotation, cellular component: cytoplasm; nucleus. NCBI's taxonomy places the organism in Eukaryota, Metazoa, Porifera, Calcarea, Leucosolenida, Sycettidae. The coding region runs from base 82 to 1188 and encodes 368 amino acids. Gene Ontology annotation, molecular function: protein serine/threonine kinase activity; ATP binding. The transcript has a single exon. Gene Ontology annotation, biological process: protein phosphorylation. The record is from RefSeq and is a predicted model, not a curated record.